AUUUCCUUCGAUUCAUUUGGGAAAGCGAGAGGUCGUCGGAACGAAGGGCAGGGAACAACGAUGACGGAGGCGGUGGUGCGGAACAAGCCGGGGAUGGCGUCGGUAAAGGAGAUGCCGUUGCUGCAGGACGGACCGCCACCGGGGGGCUUCCCGCCUGUGAGGUUUGCCCGUCGGAUCCCGACCACGGGCCCAAGCGCGGUAGCCAUCUUUCUCACGGCCUUCGGUGCUUUCGCUUGGGGCAUGUACCAGGUCGGCAAGGGAAACAAGAUCCGACGGGAGCUCAAGGAAGAGAAAUAUGCUGCUCGCAGCGCAAUAGUUCCCAUGCUUCAAGCCGAAGAAGAUGAAAGAUUUGUCAAGGAAUGGAAAAAGUACCUGGAGGAGGAGGCCAGGAUCAUGAAAGAUGUCCCCGGCUGGAAAGUCGGUGAGAAUGUUUACAACUCAGGGAAAUGGAUGCCCCCAGCAACUGGUGAGCUCCGACCUGAGGUCUGGUGAAAGAGCAUUCUGUGCAACUGGUUCUGGUUCUUGUAUUAUGUCAGUUUUUCAUCACUGAAGCAUCACCUGGACCUCUCAAGA
Molecule: messenger RNA, 573 nt
Organism: Dioscorea cayenensis subsp. rotundata (Guinea yam)
Lineage: Eukaryota; Viridiplantae; Streptophyta; Magnoliopsida; Dioscoreales; Dioscoreaceae
Product: NADH dehydrogenase [ubiquinone] 1 alpha subcomplex subunit 13-B
Exons: 3
Coding region: 61-492 (143 amino acids)
Source: RefSeq, a predicted model, not a curated record